This is a messenger RNA of Macrobrachium nipponense, 3457 nucleotides long. RefSeq lists its product as uncharacterized. Gene Ontology annotation, molecular function: protein binding. The record is from RefSeq and is a predicted model, not a curated record. Lineage: Eukaryota; Metazoa; Arthropoda; Malacostraca; Decapoda; Palaemonidae. The coding region runs from base 364 to 1524 and encodes 386 amino acids. The transcript is spliced from 3 exons.
CUUUCACGUACCUAUUUUACUACUUAGAUCAACAGAAGCUGAAUACGAUUUCUCAUGAAACGGUCACAAGCGUGAUUGAACUCCUGCCUCUUCUAAUAUCAUCGUGUUAAAAUCUCUUAUCAUCUGUAUUAUCAUCGUGUUAAAAUCUCUUAUCAGCUGUAUUGUCAUCGUGUUGAAAUCUCUUCUCAUCUGUAUUAUCAUCGUGUUAAAAUCUCUUAUUAUCUGUAUUUGUUGAGUUGUUCACUUCACCUGUCUUUAACAUUUUGUCCAAAAGAAUCUCCAUUGCUUUUUUUUUCAGUAAACUUCAUUCUGGAGAAUUCGUCGCAUACGUGUUCCACCGAAGUGGCACUUCAUUGUUCCACAAUGGUGGAACCUUGCCGUUGCCCCCUGUCUCCUUGCAUAUUGCCAGAAGAAAUAUACGACGCAGCCUGUGCGAAGGAAAGAGAGAGAGUAGCGGAGUGGCUGGAGGCCGGGAAUGACGUCAACGCUUCCAGGAACGAAUGGACGCUGCUGUCAUUAGGGUGUCUCCACAACCACGUCAGCCUCGUCCAACGACUCCUUCACGACCCACGUUUGCACUUGAACGUCCGCACCCGGGGAUUAACGCCCUUCUAUUUGGCCGCCGUUUACGGUCACGCCGAAUGCCUGAGGCUGAUGCAAGGCGCUUCGCUGGAGUGCCAGCUUGACAUAUCAGCCAGUAAUGAGGUAAAUACAGACGAUUCCAGCACUGCACUGAUGGUAUCUGCAACCCUCAAUCACUGGGAGAGUGUCGAGGUCAUUCUUGACUCCCGUCACAAUCUGAAAGAGGACGAAAUGAACCACACACUUGACAAAGCGUUAUGUCAGAACCGUUGGAAUGUUGUCUGGAAGAUUCUUCGAAGGAAUCAUGAUUUUGACAAAGAAAGACUAGGCGAGAUUCUACAAGCAGCUUGCGCGGAGGAGAGCUGGGAUGUCAUCUCAGAAAUUCUUGGGAAAGGAGUUCGAGUGAAGAACAUGCGCGUGGGGGACAUGCUUUUCAACAGGGUCAGGUGCAGAGACUGGCUAAAUGCUGCGCCUUUGUUAUCGCUACUGAGCUCACAGGCUGCGUUGGACACCACUCUAUCAGAAGCUGUUCUGAAGGACGGGACUGAAAUCACCGACCACUUCUUGGAAGAGGAAAACGUCUACAUUUCCGAGCGCGAGAAGAUCGUAGAGAACCUCUUGAACGACGACGACUACAAGUCGAGCCACCUGGAUGCGGCCUUGCUUGUAGCGGCCGUAGGGGGCACCUGUGAGGCAGUUGCUCGCCUGCUUUUGAACCGUCAUAGAUCUAAAGAUAAAAAUGUUAUCAUCAACGCCCUCUUGCUUGCAUCCAAGCACAAUCGGCUGGAACUCCUCCCGGAUCUCUUGGCGUGCCAUUCCGAAGAUUAUACAUACAAAGUCUUGAGUCAAGCUCGACACAUCGCGGCUAAAAAUCAGAACUUGGAUGCUGCGAAGCUUAUCUUCAGGGCACUAGAGAUCAAAACAAAAGAAAUACUUGCAUAAUAUUCAGAUAGUGUUGUAAGGGUUUAGCAAGUGUUAAUUUACAUUCACAUCAAGUGGGUUCAUUAUUAUGCUAAUAUGAUGUUAUAUUUAAAAGUGAAUGUUUUCUAGGUUUACUGACUUCAUAUAUGCGUAGCUGGACAAUACAAAGACAAUAAUCGUCGCUUGGCUAACGUGGUUUAUAAUUGGGUUCAGUGGAAGUUAAGAAUGAUAACAUAAAAAAGUAUAUUGCAAAAAGAGCAUUUUUACCGUAAUCUCGCAUUCAAGAAACAUGUACCAAAAUUAACACAAAUGAGGUCGAUCACUACGUUGCAACAUUAUCUUUUAGAAUGUUUUGUGAAAAUAAUAUCAUAUUUCAGUCGUUAUUUCUUCAUAGGGAGAACCAGUGAUGCUUCGGAAACUUCAUCUGGACUUGCCAAAUAAAACCAGGUAUUACUCACAAGAAUUUUCGUAUCGUUUUGAAAUUUUUGGUUUUAUCAUUGUUAGAUAAUAGCCCAUAAGUUUGAAUUUCAGCAAUAUUCAAGACAUUGGUACUCAGCGCUAUGAUAAUUAUGAUUCGACCCAUCAUGUAAGCUUGUAAGGUAUUGCCGUUUCCCAUUUGACCAUUUUUCCGUAAUCUUCGUGUUUUAAUGAAACUUCCAUUUUAUCAUAGUUUCCCGUUCCAAAGAUUUCUUGUCCUUCUAAAGUAAAGUUAUGGAGGAACAUUUCUCUAGUAUUAUGGAUGUUACGGUUGCAAAUUUAAGAGAGGCCGUUUUGCGCCUUUAAAACACAGUUCCCAAUGUUAUAAUAUGCGUAACGUGUUUAUCAAAGGCGUAUUAGACCUGGAUUUGGAUUAUUAAUGUGUUUUAAUUGUUGCAUCAUUAAGACAAUGUAAAAAAUUAUAAAGACAAUUUUGUAACAAUUCCAUAUUGCACUACUAUGGAACCAAUUAAUCCUCUGUGAUUUUUCACUCAAGUGUACAAAAUGGUCAUUAAUUUUCUGUCCAGUUCUAAUUGACUAUCCAUGUUUAUUUAUUCAGUAUUUAAUUCCUGGCUCAUCAGGUGUAAAUGAAGUAAUCCAAGAUCCAUAAGUUGUACUAUUCUGUAAACUAUUUCAGUAAUCUAUUUAGGACUUUUUCCAUAGGCAUGUUUUUAAGUGUUGCUGUUGAUUAAAAAGGACAUCAUAAUGAGUUUUUUCAAAAUCUAUUUGAAUUAUUCAAAACAGACGAUGGUAUCAAACAUUUUACAUUGGUAGCCUUUCUUACUUCCACUUUCGUAAUGCAACAUCCUGUCUAUUUUCCUAUUGAUAUUUUAAUAGUAAGCAGGAAAUCAGGACCGACAAUAAGUAAUGCACGUUUAAGAUUAAUGUGAAUUUUACCUCAAUACAAUGACCUGAGUACUUAGUCAAGCCAAUUUUUGCUUUUCUAAAUGUACAACCAAAUUUAGACUGAUUUUAACGUCUUUAACAAUGCCUAAAAGGGCAACCAACCACCUUAUUUUCAGUUUCUAGCGUUAAUUUGGUAGACUUGUUGAGCUACGCUAUAAAUUUCAAAGUAUUUAGCACCCAGUUGUUUAAAAAUCUUUGUUGUUAAUAUAUAACUCCCUGCUAGAAAGGUACCUCCCUAUUUAUAUAGUUUACCAAAAAUUUACUGAGCUGAAGUCCUUUUUCUAUGAGUCGUCAUUUUCUUUUAUACUAAAGGGGGUAACUAUGAUAAAAGGAUUAUUUUCUAGAAACCAAUGACAAUAGCCAUAAUGUUGGUAUUUACAUACCAAUAAAGUAAAAUUAGUGUAAACUUUACUUUUUUAAUGUCAGAUUUGAGUAAUUAUCGGUCAUCCUACAGUUUAGGGGUCAAAAUUCACGGCAUAACGUAAAGUCAAGGUCAGCAAAUAGAUUUAUCAAAUAUUUAGGUAUUGAAUCAUGGAAAACAAUUAAAAGAGCAGUUUAUCUGCAUCCAGAA